CACGUAAUUCAUAAAUUGUACCAUAUGUCAAAAUUCAAACGACAAACCGAAAGUGUAAAUAUUUGUAAUUUGUAUGAACAUAAAAAUAAUUGUUCUUAAAACUAACUACGCUUAAAAAACAGUAUUUUAUAUACUAGUAUAACAGAAAAUAUGUCUGGAAGAGAAGCUACUGUUAAAAGUAAAAAUAAAACACGCAGUAGUCGGUCGGGUCUCACAUUUCCUGUCGGGAGAAUACAUAGGAUUCUCCGCAAAGGAAAUUAUGCGCCUCGAAUCGGUUGUGGAGCAGCCGUUUAUAUCUCAGCGGUGCUUGAAUACCUAUCCGCUGAAAUAUUAGAACUAGCUGCUAAAGCUGCACAAGAUAAUGGAAGAUCAAGAAUUUCACCACGUCACAUUAUGCUGGCAAUAGGUAAUGAUGAUGAAUUGGACAAAAUGCUCAGUGGAGUAACAAUAUCACAAGGAGGAGUUAUGCCAAAGAUACAGCCCCAGUUGUUACCCAGAAAGACCGCUAUGAAGAACUACAGUAACAGUAAUAAUACUGGUGGUUCAUCUCAGGAAUACUAAUAUUGUUAUUAAUAAGGUAGUAUAUAGGCCCUGAA
Messenger RNA from Vanessa atalanta (red admiral), 596 nucleotides. It is a transcript of the gene H2ax-l, whose product is annotated as histone H2A, sperm-like. Gene Ontology annotation, cellular component: nucleosome. The transcript has 3 exons. The record is from RefSeq and is a predicted model, not a curated record. NCBI's taxonomy places the organism in Eukaryota, Metazoa, Arthropoda, Insecta, Lepidoptera, Nymphalidae. Gene Ontology annotation, molecular function: DNA binding; structural constituent of chromatin; protein heterodimerization activity. Bases 151 to 561 code for a protein of 136 amino acids.